AUGGGUCAGUCUGUAACCACCCCCUUAAGUCUCACUUUACAGCAUUGGACGGAGGUCCGAGAGACAGCCCACAACAACUCCGUGAAAGUCCGAAAGGGCAAAUGGCAGACAUUCUGCGCCUCCAAAUGGCCACCCUUCGGAGUAGGGUGGCCGCGGGACGGAACCUUUAACUUAUCUGUCAUCCUACAGGUCAAAGCCAGAGUGAGACCCCGUCCACAUGGACACCCCGACCAGGUUCCUUACAUUGUCACCUGGGAAGCCCUGGUCCGGGAGCCACCACCGUGGAUCAAGCCUUUUCUUUCCGUUCCAGCUAUCGCCCCCUCUGCCCCCCCAGUUUCUCUAUAUCCAGCACUUGUCUGUACGAGGGAUAAAAAGACCCCAGCCCCUCCCAGGGUCCUUCCCCCAGACAAUGAGCCUCUCAUAGACCUCCUGACAGAAGAACCACCCCCUUACUGGGAGCCGGCCAGGCCCCCCAGCCGGGACCAGAGGAGGACCCCGAACCGUCCCAUAGCGGGUCGCCUGAGGGGCAGGAGAGAUGGCCCCUCGGGAUCCUCCCAAGCGCUGCCUUUGAGAACGGGCAAUGAUGGAAGGCUCCAUUAUUGGCCGUUCUCCGCUUCAUAUCUCUAUAACUGGAAAAAUAACAAUCCCUCUUUCUCUAAAGAUCCCUCUAGACUUACCAGCCUCAUUGAGUCUGUUUUAGUGACACAUCAGUCCACCUGGGAUGAUUGCCAACAGCUCUUGCAGGUCCUCCUCACCACAGAAGAGAGGCAGAGAGUCAUCUUGGAGGCCCACAAGCACGUCCCGGGUGAUGACGGGAGACCCUCGCAGUUGCUCAGCGAUAUUGAUGAUGCCUUCCCCCUAGAACGGCCUGAGUGGAAUUUUGCUACAGAGGACGGUAGGAACCACCUGCGUCUCUACUGCCAGUUGCUUAUAACGGGUCUCCUUGGGGCAGGUAGACCCCCGACUAAUUUGGCUCAGGUUAAGUCAGUGAUACAGGGCCCUCAAGAACCUCCUUCCACAUUCUUGGAAAGGCUGAAAGAGGCCUAUCGGGUCUACACCCCAUAUGAUCCUGAAGACCCGACUCAGGCUACUAACCUGAUAAUGUCAUUCAUUUGGCAAUCGGCCCCAGAUAUCAGAAGAAAGCUAGAGAGGCUAGACAACUUGAGAGAGAGUAGUAUUCAGGAUAUAUUAAAAGAAGCUGAGAAAGUAUUUAAUAAGAGAGAGACACCAGAGGAGAAAGAAGAGAGGCUAAGAAAGGAAGCAGAAGAGAGAGAGACACAGAGAGAUAAGAAGCGAAAUAGAGAAUUUAGCAAGUUGUUGGCCACCAUAGUGACAGGACAGCGGCAGAGUAGACAAGGGCUGGGAGACAAGGAACGCAGGCGCCCCCCUGUGGACCAUGAUCAAUGUGCGUACUGCAAAGAAAAGGGCCACUGGAUCAAAGAUUGCCCUAACAGACCAAGGGGGCCGCGCCGGCCCAGGCCUCAGAACACCCUGUUAAAUCUAGAAGAUUAGGGGAGUCAAGGUCAGGAGCCCCCCCAACCCAGGAUAACCCUUGAUGUGGGGUGACAACCGGUUACCUUCCUGGUCGACACGGGGGCCCAACACUCCGUCCUCACCUCCAAACCGGGUCCUUUGACCAAUAAGUUGGCAUGGGUACAAGGGGCAACCAGAGGGAAAAGAUACCGGUGGACAACGGACCGGCAUGUACAGCUAGCAACUGGUAAAGUAACCCACUCUUUCCUACACGUCCCCGAUUGUCCCUAUCCCUUAUUGGGAUGAGAUCUGCUGACAAAAUUAAAGGCCCAAAUUCAUUUUGAGGGCGGGAGUGCCCGUGUCACUGGCCCCCAAGGACAGCAGCUACAGAUUUUAACCCUAAGCUUAGAAGAAGAAUUCCGACUCCAUGAAUAUCAAGUACCUCAGGCUCAAGAGAUCACCCCCUGGCUUGAGAAAUUUCCCCAGGCUUGGGCAGAGACUGGAGGAAUGGGAAUGGCAAUUCACCAGCCACCCAUACUCGUGCAUUUGAAAGCUACCGCCACCUUGGUAUCUAUCAGACAAUACCCAAUGUCUCAGGAAGCCCAGGAGGGAAUUAGACCUCACAUACGGCGGCUCUUAGAUCAGGGUAUCCUGACCCCUUGCCGGUCUCCAUGGAACACCCCACUCCUCCCGGUGAGAAAACCUGGAACGGGAGACUACCGACCAGUGCAAGACUUGAGGGAAGUCAACAAGCGGGUAGAAGACAUCCACCCAACGGUCCCCAACCCUUAUAACCUGUUGACUGGUCUUCCCCCGAGCCACAGUUGGUAUACGGUGUUAGACUUGAAAGAUGCCUUCUUUUGCCUACGCCUUCAUCCCCAGAGCCAGCCCCUCUUUGCAUUCGAAUGGAGAGAUCCUGAAUUAGGCAUAUCGGGGCAGUUAACAUGGACCAGACUCCCACAAGGGUUCAAGAACAGUCCCACCCUCUUCGAUGAGGCCUUACACCAUGAUCUGAGAGAUUUCAGGACACAACACCCCGCCCUGAUUCUGCUUCAAUAUGUAGAUGACCUCCUCUUGGCGGCUGAGACGCAAGAGGAAUGUAAAUCUGGGACUGAAGCCCUCCUAGAUACUCUGGGAACACUAGGCUAUCGAGCCUCAGCGAAGAAGGCACAGCUUUGCCAACAGCAGGUAACCUACCUGGGGUACCAGAUCCGGGAUGGGCAGCGAUGGCUGACUGAAGCCCGUAAACAAGUCAUCCUAGGCAUCCCGCCUCCCAAAACUCCAAGACAGCUGAGAGAGUUUCUAGGCACUGCAGGGUUUUGCCGCCUGUGGAUCCCAGGAUUCGCAGAAAUGGCUGCCCCCCUUAAGCAAGGGUCCCUGUUCCAGUGGGGGCAAGAACAGCAGGAAGCCUUCCUGGCCAUCAAAAAGGCUCUCCUCAGCUCUCCAGCUCUAGGGCUCCCCGACCUGACUAAGCCCUUUGACCUGUUCAUUGAUGAGAGACAGGGAUUCGCCAAAGGGGUCUUAACUCAAAAACUGGGACCAUGGAGGCGGCCAAUCGCCUACCUAUCAAAGAAAGUAGACCCCAUGGCAGCAGGGUGGCCCCCUUGUCUCCGGAUGGUUGCUGCCAUCGCCACGUUAGUCAGAGACUCGACUAAGCUGACACUGGGCCAGCCGAUAAUGGUGCUCGCCCCCCAUGCGGUAGAAACACUGAUUAGACAGCCGCCGGAUCGAUGGCUCUCUAAUGCCCGGAUGACCCAAUAUCAGACUCUGUUAUUAGACACUGAACACGUCAGCUUUGGUACCCCAGUGUCACUCAGUCCAGCCACCCUACUUCCCCUCCCAGAGGGGCCAGACCCUCAUGACUGUCUCCAGAUCCUGGCAGAAGUCCAUGGCACCCACCUGGACCUGUCGGAUCAGCCAAUCCCAGACACUGAUUUCACCUGGUUUACCGAUGGAAGCAGCUUCCUACACGAUGGACAGCAGAUGGCGGGAGCAGCUGUGACUACUUCAACAGAGACAGUCUGGGCAGAGUCGCUACCGCUGGGAACUUCGGCACAGUGGGCAGAGCUCAUCGCCCUGACCCAGGCACUCCAGAUGGCAGAGGGCAAGAAACUCAAUGUUUAUACAGAUAGCCGUUAUGCAUUUGCCACCGCACACAUCCAUGGAGAGAUCUAUCGAAGGAGAGGAUUGCUGACAUCGGAAGGGAAAGAAAUUGAAAACAAGACUGAGAUCCUUGCUCUUCUGCAAGCCUUGUUCCUGCCCUCCAAGCUGAGCAUCAUCCACACCCCGGGCCAUCAAAAAGGAGACAACAUAGAAGCCCGUGGAAACCGCCUGGUGGACCAGGUGGCUAAAGAGGUAGCUCUAAAAGAAGCUAAAAUAACUGACUCCAUCCUUCUGCCCGUGGAACCAGUAACAAGACACCUUUACCAACUGACCCAUCUCAGCCCCAAGAAAAUAAAAACUCUGCUGGAGAAAGAAGAAAAUCUUCAACACUUAUUAUACAAAGAUAAAAUCCUUCAACAAGUCUCAGAAGAGUGUGUGGCCUGCGCCAAAGUUAAUGUGGGCCAUAAUAAGCUAGCCCCCGGGGUCCGUGCCCGAGGAAAAAGGCCCAGCUCCCACUGGGAGAUUGACUUCACCGAGGUAGGGCCUGGGUUAUAUGGAUACCGCUACUUACUGGUAUUCGUAGAUACUUUUUCAGGGUGGGUAGAGGCCUACCCCACCAAACAUGAAGCUGCAAAGGUCGUGGCCAAAACGUUGCUAGAAGAAAUCUUUCCCCGAUACGGGAUUCCUCACAUUCUGGGCUCGGACAAUGGGCCAGCUUUCGUCUCCCAGGUAAGUCAGAUGGUGGCCCAACUACUGGGUAUUGAUUGGAAACUACAUUGUGUAUACAACCCCAGAAGUUCAGGUCAGGUAGAGAGAAUGAAUAGAACAAUUAAGGAGACUUUGACUAAAUUAACGUUGGCAACUGGCUCUAGAGACUGGGUACUCCUCCUUCCUAUGGCCUUAUAUCGAGCCCGGAACACUCCGGGCCGCUUUGGGCUUACCCCCUUUGAGAUCCUGUACAGGGCCCCUCCGUCGAUGACCAGUCUCCUUGACCCUUUCACGCCCUCUCUUGUUCAUAAUCCUUCUCUCCAAGCUCAUUUGCAGGCUCUGCAGAUUGUCCAGAAAGAAGUCUGGCGACCCCUAGCUGCGGCCUAUCAAGAACAACUUGACCGCCCGAUAGUGCCACAUCAGUUCCAGGUGGGAGAUACCGUGUGGAUCUGGCGACAUCAGACUAAAAAUCUAGAACCUCGCUGGAAGGGACCAUACAUUGUGCUCUUGACCACCCCAACGGCGCUAAAGGUAGACGGCAUCACCAACUUGAUCCACACCUCCCACGUUAAGCCAGCCUAUUCCAGCCCAGAAGCCCAGCCAGAGACGAUCGCAACAUGGAAAGCUCACCAUACUCAAAACCCCCUAAAGAUAAGACUUGUCCGCUCUUAG
Messenger RNA from Grammomys surdaster, 4956 nucleotides. RefSeq lists its product as uncharacterized. The record is from RefSeq and is a predicted model, not a curated record. Lineage: Eukaryota; Metazoa; Chordata; Mammalia; Rodentia; Muridae. Gene Ontology annotation, molecular function: zinc ion binding; nucleic acid binding; RNA-DNA hybrid ribonuclease activity. Gene Ontology annotation, biological process: proteolysis; DNA integration; virion assembly.